Caenorhabditis elegans is the source of this 1053-nucleotide messenger RNA. It is a transcript of the gene Y77E11A.23, whose product is annotated as TransThyretin-Related family domain. The record is from RefSeq and is marked reviewed. Lineage: Eukaryota; Metazoa; Nematoda; Chromadorea; Rhabditida; Rhabditidae. The transcript is spliced from 3 exons. The coding region runs from base 25 to 528 and encodes 167 amino acids.
UCAUUCCAUUUUCCUUGCAGAGACAUGCAUUUUAUCUGGAAAAGUGCAGUAUUUCUCUGUGCUCUCCUAGCCAUCAAUUUUCCAUUGACAAAAUCUUCGAUUGACCUCCAUUCACACGAGAAGGUCCAAAUUUCGAUCAAUAAUACAAGUGGGCCUAGAAAGCAAGUCAGAAUUCGCUUUCCCGAGUUCAUCAUCUCUGGCCACAUUUUCUGCAAUGGAGCCCCAAAGAGAUGGCUCCAUCCGCAACUUUCCACACCAAAGAAUCCUGAUGAGUAUUUCAACAUUGUUACCACCGAUGCUGCUGGAAUGUAUUUUCUAACAACUGGAAAUCACUUUGAUCUGGAUCGAAGUGUCAUUAUUACUGUACUUCAUCAAUGUGAAAUGAAACACCUUCAUCCGGAACCAUGUGCCCUUCCAUACUACAAAACUGUAAUUCCUUUCAACUCAACCAGCAGUAGCACUACUUAUAUUAGACGAGAUUUGGAGCUUUCUAAAAUGGAAGCCUUCUCGUCGACUCACUGUCUCUAAGCAGCUGGUUUUUUACGCGCUAUUGGUCUCAGGAGCACUAAGAAACAAAAACUUUUCACAUUAUAAAUUGUUCAAACCUCAAUUCACCAUACAUCUAAAACACUCGUGCUCAGAUACACGUAUUGCAAACUAAAUAUAAAAUCUCCGCUAGUUUGCAAUAGUUUGAUUUUUAUUUAUCCUAUUGUCUUUUUUGCAAAAUGCUGCUGAUUGUGAGGAUAUUCAGAAUGAUUGGAUCAUUAGAGCAUUAUUAAAUAAACGCAUUCAUUUUGUAAACUCACGUGAUGGCUUACUAACGUACCAGCUUUUCUGAAGAUCAACUUCAAUUUUUCUCACAAUCGAGCUUUUAUUAUUUUCUUUGCGCAUCAUUGCUUCUAAAAAGCUUCAUAAAAACUCAUAAUUUCUCCGAAAAAAAACUCGUGCUCAUAGCCGAUGUCACACUAAAUAAGGCCGCUCCGUAACUCAUUUAUUGAAAAAUGCUUCGAAUUAUGAUUGUUUUCUUGGUUGUUCUUGGAUUUUCAACUUUUG